GCGCCAAGCAUGAUGAAAGAAAAAAGGGGAGGGUUUUUUUUGUGGGUUUUUUCUCCAUGCCACUGUGACUCAGCACAAAGUUUCUUCUAAAAGCUGUCCUUUCUUUCAGGACUCAGUCUCUCUCCCCGUCUGGUCUGGGACACAUCUUCUCGUCUGUGCUCCUCGGUUCUCUGUUGACAUGCGGGUCGUGCUUUUUGUCGCUUUUUGGCUCCAGGUUUGGACCGCUGUAACGGGAUAUGAAACCGGAGCUCCGGCCGGCAGGUGUGUGGACAUGACCCCGGGACACAACGUCCCGCCGCAGUCGAGCCCCUCUCCUUACACCAUCGUAGUCAGCAACACCACCUUCAGCACCAAUCAGGCAAUCAAAGUGAGGAUUCAGGGCCCGGUGUACGCCGGUUUGCUCCUGCAGGCUCGAUCGGGCUCCAACACCGAAGCGGUGGGGACCUGGGGUGUUCCACCACCCAACACCCAGCACUUAGCGUGCUCAGGAAGAGACCAAAGUGCCAUCACACACUCCAACAGAAACAGUAAGAACAAUGAUACCACCUACACCUGGAAUCCUCCAGCUUCCCUCCAAACCGCCUACAUCACGGCCACUGUAGUCUCAAACAGAACCACAUUCUGGGUAAACCUCAGAUCAGCAGCACUGACCGGAGUAGCUGGAGGCAGCAACGCAGCAGCUGAUCCCAAGAUGGCUGUCACACCUGUUCUGUUUCUCACGCUCCUGAUGUCGACGGUGUUCCAAUAAUUUAUUAAUGCGGCCUCAGCGAACUUCCUUUAGUCGAGUCCCAGUUACCGUUCUAAUCAACGUUCUGUUAUAUGCAUCUUGAAUAAUAUUCAUAAGUUGAGAUAUAAAGAGAAUGUAGCAAGAUUUCAGAAUUUCUUUUUAUUAAGAAUGAUGUAUGAAAUGAAGCUGUUCAAUAAAUUUAAUAUUUGAUUUGAAAUGUUCACAA
Messenger RNA from Pangasianodon hypophthalmus (striped catfish), 953 nucleotides. RefSeq lists its product as uncharacterized. The transcript is spliced from 5 exons. The record is from RefSeq and is a predicted model, not a curated record. Gene Ontology annotation, molecular function: oxidoreductase activity, acting on metal ions. Lineage: Eukaryota; Metazoa; Chordata; Actinopteri; Siluriformes; Pangasiidae. Bases 179 to 748 code for a protein of 189 amino acids.